AGGUCCAUCAACGAGCACCCCUUCAUGCGAAGUUCAUUAAGCUUCGAGUACCAUUCAAUCUCCACAUCAAAAACAAAGACUUCGACUGAAGACUCUUCUAGAUUCUGAUGGUGUGCAUAUUUCUUCCGUACAGAUCUUGAUGAUCCGUCAUUUCGAAUGCUGAUUGGACACUCGUUCUCAUCAGCGUUUGCAGUGCUGUGGAGUCUAGGCCCCGAAUAAAAUUUGCUGAUGACCUUACCGACGACCGCACACACCUCUCCUCGAACUUGGGAUUUCUGCCGAUUCGGAUAGAACUACAAUACUCUACACAUGCCGUUCCCAAAAAAACUCCACGCCGCCGUCGUAUUGUCCCUGCUUGGUCCUCGGAGUCUGCAAAUGGGCUACCGGUUAGCGGUACUAAUCCCGAGGAAGUGCAGCAACGCUAAUGCCAGAGCACGGAGACCGACCAAAGGCAUAGGCCGUGGCGUUUACAAUUCCCUCUUGGUCCAAGUAGGAGGCAGAUCGGUCCGCUCGCUCGGAGUCACCGCUGCUUAAAACAUCAGGUUAGUGCGUCUAUCAAGGGGAAAAUCUGAAACUCGCAAGGGGGUUGCUGUUUCAGCAGAUGAAUGAUCAAGAGUUGCUGCAAGGCUGCUACUUGCGCAACGGAAUAUUCAUGUGUUCUCCAGGCUGCGGGCCUUUUGAACCUCCCAUUUUUGGACACGACAAUCGGUUGUGGAACUUAGAAGCAUUCGGCAAUGACUUGCUUUCCUGUCCAGCACCGUGACACCCGCGGCCUGACGCGACUAUCACGUGACCGCGAUUGUCGUAUUCACUACCGAGCUUAUGCCCGAGAUCCUCGAGAUACUAUAGCCUUGUAUGCCUAAAUAUUCAAUCUUUCAUCCAACUUUCAUUCUAAUACUUUAGGCAAGCAAU
Messenger RNA from Suillus paluster, 912 nucleotides. RefSeq lists its product as uncharacterized. Lineage: Eukaryota; Fungi; Basidiomycota; Agaricomycetes; Boletales; Suillaceae. Bases 310 to 534 code for a protein of 74 amino acids. The record is from RefSeq and is a predicted model, not a curated record. The transcript has 2 exons.